UUAAAAUUCUCCGUAGAAUAGAUAUAGUAACGUGCGAAAAAAGCAGCAGUUAGUUGAAUCGCGAUUCAUCACUAUUUUACUUACCAACCAUAGAGUAAAAAGAAAGUCGCGAUAAAACAGAAAAUUGUUUGUUUGAGUUUAGAGAUUGAUUGUGAUUCAAGAAAUGUUUAAGGUUAGUUAGCUUAUUUGUAAAUGAAUUGAAUUGAUUGCAUUCAUGAAUAGAAUUGUGCAGACUGGACCAAACUGUGACCGUCCAUGAACUCCAUGAUUAAUCGAAGUCUUUUUUAGUAGGUUGUUAAUAAUUAGUUCAUAAUGAAGAUAAUUAUAAAAGUACUGCAGGGUCAGGAGCAUACAUUAGAAGUGACUGGACAGACCUCUGUGUUGGCAGUGAAAGAACAACUGAAUAAGGUACUCAAUAUUCCAGUGAACCAGCAGAAAUUAUUGCUGACAGGUCGACCUCUCACAGAUGAUAAAUCCCUGUGUGACUACCCGUCAAUAAAGGACGGCACCAAGUUGAAUCUUAUAGUGAAACAGGAGACUAGUCCUGCAGCAAAGUCAGCGUUCUCCAAGUCAUUCGAAAAGGUGGGAGAACAUGACCUCAGUAUUCUGAGGGAGGCGGCAUACAAGUUCCUGAGGGACUUCUACUCGGAGAGCGAGACUCAGCGGAUUGUUGAUGAGUUCGGCAAGGAGUUCCUGCGAUCUGUGUCCACCCUCAGUCUGGACGAUUACGAACGUAUCGCCACGUCUUGUCUGGAGGAGGAGAGAAAUAGUUAAGUAAUUGGUGUGAUUAAUGUACAGUGACGACCUUAGAUAGUUAAUCUUGUAUGUAUAUUUUGUACUUUAAAGGCUAUCUUAACGAUGCAAACACACUGUGUCUAACUAACUACAAGAGGGUCAGAUGUUAAAGUGUAGUAAGGAGAGAAUCUAACGAAAUGUGGAGAAUUAUUAGGUUAUGUGAAGUUUUUGAAAAGAUUUAUAUUUUUUCCUGCCUACUGGUUAUAUAAAUCUGUUAGAACUGUAUCGAAACAGUCAGAAAAAAUGCUGUAUUUAAUUGUAAAUUUUUCACAAGAAAUGUUUUAGACAUCAAUUCAACUUACAAGUAUUUCAGAUUAAUCAACUAAAUUUACAAUUAUUUCAGAUUGAUCAAUUAGGCUAGUCAAUAAAAAAAAUAUAUAUGAGCUGUCAUUGAUUUUGAAUACUAGUAUUGAAAACUUUUGUUAUGAACCCAUACUGCCUACAACCUUUCUCAAAUGAAUAAGUCUGUGGACAUUUGUCAAUAAAAAGUAUACCUUUUCUCAAAUUUGUCCAAUAAAACUAAUGAUUUUGGCACAUAUUAGAUUUUUAAUUACAUGAUUAAGUAAAAAUCUGUGUAUUUAAGUGUUAUAAUACUUAUGAGUAAAGAUUUAUUUCUUAAUA
Messenger RNA from Homalodisca vitripennis (glassy-winged sharpshooter), 1416 nucleotides. Its product is annotated as ubiquitin-like protein 4A. Bases 313 to 774 code for a protein of 153 amino acids. The transcript has 4 exons. Gene Ontology annotation, biological process: post-translational protein targeting to endoplasmic reticulum membrane. NCBI's taxonomy places the organism in Eukaryota, Metazoa, Arthropoda, Insecta, Hemiptera, Cicadellidae. The record is from RefSeq and is a predicted model, not a curated record. Gene Ontology annotation, molecular function: protein binding.